AUGAACCCAAAUCCCCGUGGCUCUCCUGGGGGCGGCCUGCACGGCUGUAAGCCAUUCCGACAGCUGCGGUAUUACAGCGCCGAGAGGCAGAGGCAGUCAAAUCCAGGGGAUUUCAGGAGAGUGAUGUGCCUUUACUCCCUGUCCUACCUCCUCCUCCUGUCACUGGGCACCUGCUUUCCUCUAGUGGACAGAGAUGAGCCUGGAGAGACCAUGGGUGGCAUCAGAGCUGAGAUGCGCUGGGCUGAGAUGGCCCGGGGGCACCGACCUAACUUCGUGUGGGGCUCCUCCCGGCAGCCAAGAGCUCCCCAGCCGCUGGCCCUGCUCGUCAUAGCCAAAGAGCUGCCGAGUGCCAGUUUCCGGUUUCGGUUUGGGAGGCAGGAUGAUGGCGGCGAGGCCACCAGCUUUCUCCCAGCUGAUGGCGAGAAGGCCAGUGGCCCACUGGGCAACCUGGCCGAGGAGCUCAACGGCUACAGUAGGAAGAAAGGUGGCUUCAGCUUCCGCUUUGGCCGGCGGUGA
Molecule: messenger RNA, 516 nt
Organism: Orycteropus afer afer
Lineage: Eukaryota; Metazoa; Chordata; Mammalia; Tubulidentata; Orycteropodidae
Gene: QRFP
Product: pyroglutamylated RFamide peptide
Exons: 2
Coding region: 1-516 (171 amino acids)
Molecular function (GO): orexigenic neuropeptide QRFP receptor binding
Source: RefSeq, a predicted model, not a curated record